AUGGAUAAUCACCUCAAUCCCACAGCUGAUCCCUUACCCCCCAGACCUAUGGAUCCACAGCAGCAAACCAGCCUUAAAAUAGCCGCAAUAAAUGUGAACUCCCUGGUAUCCCAUCAGAGGAGGAACUACCUCUCUCACUUCGCAAAAAGUCAUCACCUUGAUGCAGUCCUCAUCUCCGAGACCAAGCUGAACUCCAGGCAUAAAUCAGUCUUCUCUGAAUACACUCUCUACCGCACCGACAGACCUAACGCAAUACAAGGUGGAGGUACUGCAAUCUUUGUCAGAAACACCAUCUCACACACUGUAAUCACACACCCUAGCCCAGCUGUCAAUACCAUCAUCGAGUACACCAUCAUCAAACUCAAAAUGGCUGAAGAUAAACACUUAUACAUCAUCAGCUUAUAUGCCUCCCAGCGUUCCCGGAUCAGACAGAAUUUUACCAAUGAUCUCAACCAGAUAUUCUCUGAGCUCAGGCUGGACCGCUCCAAAAACUUUUUCAUCGUGGCAGGUGAUAUCAACGCGAGCACACCCACAUACACCCCAGCUCAAACCUACCUGGAUCACUGCAUCAUCGACUCCUGGCUCAACAUCACCAACUUGCUGAAUAAUAGACUAGACACCACCAUCUACGAGAGCGACCACAAGGCACUUCUAAUCAAUAUCCAGCUCGACCAAUCAUCCGCUCUACACCCGGAAACACCUCCCCAACCCAGGCACAUAUUCGAGGCAACCAACUGGACCGAGUUCACUUCUCACCUAGGCCAUAACUAUAACUCCAAGGUACCUAGCAAUCGAAACCUCGAUCAAAACGAGAUUGACAACUUCCUGCUCCCCAUCAAUAACAGCAUCACACACGCAAUAGAUAACAAAGUCCCCAAAGCCACUACCACCAGCAACACUCAAAAACAUAUUACCCAGCGAAUUAAGCAGCUAGAUAAGAAAAAAUCCUCCCUUCUCACUUUCCUACACCGAUUGCGAGCCAAGGAUCCCCGGGGCAGAAACGCAGACACUAAAACGGCCAAACUUCUCCUAGCACAUACCCGAGAGGACCUCAACAUCGAAUUCUCCGCAGCCAUUGAAAAACAUUGGAGUAAUACCUUCAAAAAAAUCAAUCACAGGGACUCAUCGAAAUUCAUGCCAUCAAUUAAUAGAAUAUUCCGCCCAAAAACUAAUUCUGGACCAGCGGAUAUCCAUAUCCCCGGUGCUAACAUCUCCAUCUUACACAACUCCGGUAACCCUCUUGAUAGCUCCCCCCUCUGCAACGAUAAAUAUGUCUUCACCGAUCCUACUAGCAAGCUAAACGCAAUAGGCGCCUUCUAUGAAUCCAUUAACUCGCCACGACACCUCAACGACGGCACUCGCCUCAAGGAAAUUAUUGACGCACAAAUCUCACUCUUUAAACGAUCCAGGGAAGAGCACAAAGCCAACAACAGCUGCAUUACAACAUUCAACAGUACUAACCGAGCAAACAACCCCAAGACUGACAGCCUCGAAAGCUACUUCACCACACCAGCAGAAAUAGAGGCAAUAAUAAAAAAACUCCCAAACAAGACAUCCAGUGGUAUCGACAAAAUUCCAACUGUCAUAAUCCGGCAUCUUCCGCUCAACAUCAUCAAAGAUUUCACAACCCUCAUCAACAACGCACUUAACAUUAACUACUUCCCCAAGAUCCGGAAAGUAGCACAGGUGAUGCCAAUUUUGAAGAAGGAGAAACCCAGCGAAGAUCCCUCCAGCUAUCGCCCCAUCAGCCUCACAUCCAAUCACAGCAAGGUUUAUGAAAUUGUUAUCAACAACCUAAUCACGAGGCACUGCAACCAGAACAAGAUAAUCCCCGACGACCAGUUUGGAUUCCGACGCCACCAUUCCACCACCCACGCCGUUCAUAAAUUCCUCGCCGACGUUAAUAAAGCCCUCUACCUCAAAUGCAUGGUUGACGCCACACUCAUCGACAUCAAAAAAGCCUCCGACUCCGUCUGGCUUGAUGGGCUUAUAUACAUCACACAACCUCAUCAAGAAAAAAUUUCCCACCAACCUGAUUAG
Fopius arisanus is the source of this 2040-nucleotide messenger RNA. RefSeq lists its product as uncharacterized. Lineage: Eukaryota; Metazoa; Arthropoda; Insecta; Hymenoptera; Braconidae. Gene Ontology annotation, molecular function: catalytic activity. The coding region runs from base 1 to 2040 and encodes 679 amino acids. The record is from RefSeq and is a predicted model, not a curated record. The transcript has 2 exons.